AUGGCUCCGACCACGCAGAAAGCACUCAUCGUGCCCGCCGAGAAGGCACCUUUCAAGCUCGUCAGCGACUUCGCCGUCCCGACCCCUGAGGCGCACCAGGUGCUCGUCAAGAUCGUCGCCGCGGGCAUCUGCCCCGCGGAUGCCAGGAUUCAGGCGUUCGGCGCGCCGUUCAUCCAGAACUACCCGUUCCUCGGCGGGCUUGACGUCGCUGGCGUCGCUGAGGAGGUUGGCGCGGACGUGACGAGCGUCAAGGAGGGCGAUAGGAUUCUCUGCCCGGGUGGAUUCGCGCCUCCCAAUGCGGGUCACAAAGAAUAUAGCGUGAUGCAUGGAGACAAUGUCGCCAAGAUUCCCGAUAGCAUGUCCUUUGAAGACGCCGCGACCAUCCCGCUUGGCUUCGCAACCGCGGUAACGGGGAUGUGGGGUCUAGAGGGCCCGACCUCGAUUGGCCUGCCCGCGCCCUGGGAGGAGGGCGGCACGACCGAGUACGCAGGCAAACCUGCGGUGAUCGUCGGUGGCUCCUCUUCCGUCGGCCAAUUCGUCAUCCAAGCUGCGCGCAUGAACGGCUUCUCGCCCAUCAUCGCCGUGGCCUCCCCGAAGCACGCCACGCUCCUCCGGUCCCUCGGCGCGACGCACGUCGUCGACCGCGCGCUCCCCACCCCCGAGCUCCUCGCCGCCGUCUCCGCCGCCGCGUCGGGCGCGCCGGUCGCGUUCGCGUACGACGCGAUCGGGAUGGAGGACACGCAGCGGCUCGCGUACGCUGCGCUCGGCGACCACGGCGGCUUCGUCUCGGUGAUGCCGCGCGCGGGCCCGGAGGUGCUCGCGCCGGUGCAGAGGGAGGGCGACGGGAAGCGGGUCGCGCGGCCGUUCGCGAGCUUCCAGAUGCCGGCGAACAAGGCGCUGGGCGUCGAGGUGUACAGGCGGCUGACGGGGUGGCUCGCGGACGGGACGGUGAAGCCGAACCGGGUAGAGGUGCUCCCUGGGGGCUUGAGCGGGAUACCGGAGGGCGCGAAGAGGGUGCUGGAGGGGAAGGUGAGCGGGGUGAAGCUGGUGGUGCGGAUCGCGGAGACGCCGUGA
Molecule: messenger RNA, 1074 nt
Organism: Epithele typhae
Lineage: Eukaryota; Fungi; Basidiomycota; Agaricomycetes; Polyporales; Epitheliaceae
Product: GroES-like protein
Exons: 4
Coding region: 1-1074 (357 amino acids)
Molecular function (GO): oxidoreductase activity, acting on NAD(P)H
Source: RefSeq, a predicted model, not a curated record